UCGGGCUACAAGUUUUGAUGGAGUCGGUUCAACAAUGAGUCUCGAAACGAAACCAGAUCAAGCAGAGGAGGAUCCUUUUCUCGAGAAUGCUAAGCAGAACAAUGGCAAACCACGGAAGGAAAAACCGCACAAGGAUAUCAGAUGUGGAUUUUGGAUAUUCAAAGGAUCGCUGCUACAGCGCAUGGCAACGGAAAAGUCUUUUGUCUUAAUCUAUGGCAUCGGUGGCUGUCUCUUAUCCAUGGCCUUGGCCUAUUUCAAUGCCAUUGUGACGACAUUGGAGAAACGCUAUAAGAUCCCGACAAAGACAUCUGGCCUCAUUAUCGUUGGUAACGAUGUCAGCAUGAUGAUCACAUCUGUGCUGGCUGGCUACUACAUACACAAGGGACACCGUGCACGCUGGAUAGCAUUAGGAUUCUUCACGAUAUUCAUUUUCAGCGUGCUCACUUGCUCCUUGCACUUUGCCUAUGGCUCUGGCGAGGAUGCGCUAAAGCUCACACGUGAAUUUGGGGAUUUCGAAACGGUUGCUGAAUACACGGCAAUUGCACACAAGGAGCACAAACUAUGCAUGUCCGAGGAAUCGGGAUGUCAACAGAGCGAUGGCACUUGGGUGCCGCCGAUUGUUUUGUUCGUGGGCCAGUUUAUUGCAGGCAUUGGCAUAUCCUUGUUCUGGAUUGUGGGCGUCGCUUAUAUGGAUGACAAUACAGAGAAGGCGAAUACGCCAGCGUUGUUAAGCAUCUCUGCUUUUCUCCGCAUGCUGGGCCCAGCCCUUGGUUACUCCUUGGCCUCUGUCUGUCUGCGCUGGUAUAUUGAGCCGCAUUUGGAGCCGCUGAUCAAGCCCGGGGAUCCUCGUUGGCUGGGCGCCUGGUGGAUUGGAUGGCUCGUUCUAGCUGUCGUCACAUUUAUAGUCUCCUUCCUGAUGUUUAUGUUUCCCAAGGAGCUGCCCAGUUCGAAUGCACGGCGCAUUCAACUAGAGGAAGCUGGCAUCCAGAAUCCCAAGCAGCACAAGGAUCUCUCCAUGACCGACAUGAUACGUUCCAUCAAACGCCUGAUGGUCAACAAGGUGUUCAUGUACAACUCCUUCGCCUCCAGUUUCUACUUCUUUGGCUACUUGGCCUACUGGAUCUAUACGCCCAAGUACAUUGAGACCCAAUAUAGAACCUCCGCAUCCAUGGCCAGCAUGGCGACGGGCACUAUAGCUCUGGCUUUCUCUGCGGCGGGCGUGCUGCUCUCUGGCUUCGUUGUGUCCAAGUACAAGCCCAGUGGCAAGGCCAUGGCUGCCUGGAAUGGCUUCGUGGACUUCAUGACUGUCGCAGGCGUCUUGUGCUAUGUUGUGAUUGGCUGCAAAGGCAGCGACAAUAUGAGCUCCAUGGCAACAGUCAGUGGCAGCUGCGGCGUCUCCUGUCACUGCGAGUAUGUGCACUACGCACCCAUCUGCAGCCCCGACAAUGUCACCUACAUAUCCGCCUGCCAUGCCGGCUGCACGGGCACGGCCAAGGAUCAAUUCGACCGCACCUUGUACACAGGCUGUGAGUGCAUUGACCCAAAGAAUACAACAGCUGGAGUUGAGUUGCAGUAUGCAGUGGAUGGCGCCUGUCCCGUGGACUGCACCCAACAGUUCCUCGUCUUCCUCGUUGUGAUGUGCUUACUCAAGCUCGUCGGUGCCAGCAGCAAGUCCACAAAUCUGCUGAUAGCCCUGCGCUGUAUACAGCCGGAGGACAAGAGCUUUGCCCUGGGGCUGAGCGGCUUGAUCAGUUCUCUGUUCGCCUUUGUGCCCAGUCCCGUCUUCUUUGGCUGGCUGCUGGACAAAUAUUGCCUGGUGUGGGGCAAGACGUGCAGCAACAAAGGCAACUGCUGGCUCUACGACACCGAGUCCUUAAGAUACGCCUUCAACUUGACGGCAGCGUUCUUCAUAUUCCUCGGCGGCCUUUUGAAUAUUGGCGUUUACCGCAAUGCCUCAGAUUUGCUUAUAUUCGAUGAGGAGCCAAAUGAAGCGGAUCAAGCAGAUAGUAAAGUCGAUAGCUUUAGCUUGGAAAGCAAAGUCCAAGAGACGGAAGCAACAAGAGAUGUAGAAAAGUCUUAGAAAUAAUUUAAUAUUAACUCUGUGAGUCACUAAAACAAAUUAUGUUAAAUUUAUAGAAAA
Molecule: messenger RNA, 2140 nt
Organism: Drosophila navojoa
Lineage: Eukaryota; Metazoa; Arthropoda; Insecta; Diptera; Drosophilidae
Product: solute carrier organic anion transporter family member 74D-like
Biological process (GO): sodium-independent organic anion transport; transmembrane transport
Cellular component (GO): basolateral plasma membrane
Molecular function (GO): protein binding
Source: RefSeq, a predicted model, not a curated record